CAAACUAUUUUGUGACUUCACUCUAGCCAUUUCAUCCAAAAUAAAAAUCAAAAUAACUGGUGAAAAAUUCUGGAAAUAUGGAGUGCCACCUUAGUAACAAAAAUUUGGCAAUGAUCCUUUCAAUAUUUGUAGCAACAAUCACACUUUUCUAUUAUCGUGAAGAGCUAACCAACAACUCCCUCUUAUUUUAUACAGACAAAUACUCUUCUACCGAUUCCAACUGGUCAUCAUGGUUGCCACGAGAUGAGCUCGGAAUAGCUCUGGCGAGGGCUUCAACGGCGGACAAGACGGUGAUCGUGGCCGUGAUCAACGAGGCCUACGUGGAGAGCGAUUACCCCUCGAUGUUCGAUCUAUUUCUUGAGGGUUUUUGGGUGGGAGAGAGGACGCGGCCGCUCCUCCGCCACCUCGUGGUGGUUUCCAUGGAUAAGGCUGCACAUGAGAGGUGUCUCUUCCGCCGCUUGAACUGUUACUUGCUGGUGGCCGGCGGCGGUGGUUUCUCCAGUGAGAAGUUAUACAUGUCGGGAGAGUUUAUAGAGAUGAUGUGGAGGAGGACUGCAUUUCUCCUUGAAGUUCUCCAUAGAGGUUACAACUUCAUAUUCACCGAUGUUGAUGUUAUAUGGGUUAGGGAUCCUUUGGCGAGACUAAAAAAGAACGGGAAGUUUGACUUGCAAAUAAGCACCGAUAUGUUCAACGGCAAUCCGUUCUCAGAAGAAAAUCCAAUCAACACGGGAUUCUACACGAUCCGAUCGAGCAACAAAACGACGUCGCUUUUUAAAAAAUGGUACGGUAUGAAGUCGAAUUCGACGGGGAUGAAAGAGCAAGACGUGCUGCAGAUGCUAAUUAAAGACAUGGGUGCACUAAGAGAGUUCAACAUAAGUGCAAGAUUUCUCGAAACGCAAUAUUUCAGUGGAUUUUGCAACGAUAGCCAAAGUAUUGGAUCCGUGAUCACUAUUCAUGCAAAUUGUUGUCGCACUAUUAAAGCCAAAAUCGUGGAUUUGAAGGCCGUUUUAAUGGAUUGGAAGAGGUUCAAUGCGGGUAAUAGUAGCAGCGACUUUAAAUGGUCACCACAUGCAGCUUGUGCAAAUUCUUGGGAGAGAUAAUGCUUUAAUUGCUCCUUUUUGUUUCUAUGUGAAUGUCGAAUUAUGUUUCAUUAGUAUUAUCACAUGAUCAUAUAAAUAAACGUAAUGUACUGUAAUGUAAUAGAGGGUUAGAUUUAAUUGAAUACA
Salvia hispanica is the source of this 1226-nucleotide messenger RNA. RefSeq lists its product as uncharacterized. The record is from RefSeq and is a predicted model, not a curated record. NCBI's taxonomy places the organism in Eukaryota, Viridiplantae, Streptophyta, Magnoliopsida, Lamiales, Lamiaceae.